Aureobasidium musti is the source of this 888-nucleotide messenger RNA. The record is from the annotation of a GenBank genome assembly. NCBI's taxonomy places the organism in Eukaryota, Fungi, Ascomycota, Dothideomycetes, Dothideales, Saccotheciaceae.
AUGGCACCCCAACACCCAAUCCUUGACAGCCACAUUCACCUCUGGCCUGCAUCUGCUGCAGAUGCAAAAGGCCACGCAUGGAUGAAUGACCCUGAUUUUAUUCUCUCAAAGCAGCAUAUCCUUUCCGACUACACAACCACAUCGUCUCCUUGUCCACCCACUGGCGUGGUCUACGUAGAGACGGACCGCCGACUACAAGAACCUUCUUCAUCACCUCUAGAGACUUGGGCUGCAGAACCCAUCAAGGAACUGCAAUUUCUACGCAGCAUCGUCGAGGGUGAAUAUGGCGCUGAAGCCUCGAAUCUGCUCCAAGGCAUUGUGACAUGGGCACCUGUGAAUCAAGGACCGGCUGUGUUUUCUCAAUGGCUAGACGUAGCUGAAAAGACUACUGGACCAGAAACCUGGAAGCGCGUCAAAGGCUUUCGAUUCUUGCUGCAAGCCAUCACCAAUAAAUCUGAAUUUGAGAACCUGGUUUUGAGUGAUGACUUUAUCUCCAUCUUGAAGUCAUUCUCUCGACGAGACAAANAGUUUACCUUCGAUGUGGGAAUCGACCAACGCAGUGGUGGCACCUGGCAAUUGGAGACCUUCGCCAAAGUCUUGAAGAAACUGUACGACAACGUCCCGGAAGACGAGAGAACAGUGAUAGUCAUGAAGUAUACGUCUAAGUCCUCUGACUCCUUUUCACGAUGGAAACACUGCAUUCAAACCUUCGCUUCCUACCCUCACGUCUACAUGAAACUUUCUGGCGCCUUUUCGGAACUCAGCAACAAUGCCUCUCCGGUUGACACAGCAGAUCCCAAGGAAAUAGCAACCAGGAUCCAACCAUGGACAAACGUUGUCUUUGAUGCAUUCGGUCCGCAAAGAGUCAUGUUCGGAAGUGACUGGCCA